GAACUUGCCAACUUAAAUGCUUUCUUUCUGCCUUUUUCUAUGCGAAUGCUACAACUCUUGACGUACUUACCCUGAAGAAGUCUCUUCAAAGUGACCAUCAGAAUUCUGAUUGUUGUUCAGGCUCUUCUUCAUCUAGUAACAUCUCCCAUGCGGAUAUGACAUGCUCUCGGAACGGCGCGAUGAUAUAACAGGGUGAACGUUGCAGACUGCCUACAACGUCUAUUCAUUUCCAUGUUGGGGUUCUAUUCCGACUUACGUUGCAGAUUGCACGACAACAACUAAUAAGAUGGCUGUCACCCAUUGCUCAUAUUGCACUCCAUAAAUCGGCUAACGAUCGCAGGAAUGCAACAAGCAUAUGAACGAGGACGUUAUCUUUCUUUCGGACAUUGCUAAACCGGCUGUCUACAUAGGCACCGAGAGUAAUCUCACGAGACAUCACUACAGCACAAUCAAUGUGCCUCAGAGAUAUUUGUCAUUGCUUAUUACACACGCGUUAUGAGUAACUUUAGACCUCCUUUUGAGUUUCGAGUUACCUAUGGUGGUCUCAGCUGCUCGUUUAGAAGUCAUAUGCAUCGUCAGGUGAGGCGAUUUUUUGCAGGAAAGCUUAUAUCGGUGGAGAGCGAAUCGAUAGUGGUUUUGUCAGUCCCAUGUAAGGUAGUGUAAUAGCGUUCGGCAUGCUGAGGUCGGGAUCGUGAGACCGCCUGAGACCGACUUAUAAGACGCGGUUACACACCAUGUAGGUAUCGAUCAUCUUGACAACAGGGAUUUCCACAGCAAUGGGUAUCACUGCACUCGAUGUUCUUGUACUCACUGUCAGUGCACUUCUCUUCCGUUGGCUCUACGUUCGAAAGAGCUCGCACAACGGAUUACCCCACCCUCCCGGUCCUCCCGGCUUACCGUUGGUCGGUAAUCUGAAUGACGUCCCUACAGAUGAACCUCACGUUAGGUACGCCGAAUGGAGUGGCCAAUACAACUCCGAUAUCAUUCGACUGAAUGUUAUGGGUACAAACAUCAUCAUAAUCAAUUCUCUCAAGGUAGCCAACGACUUGUUCGAUAAACGGUCAUCAAUAUACAAUGAUCGGCCGUACCUCACGAUGCUCUAUGAUUUGGUCGGCAUGUGGUGGGCCAUGUCAUCAACUCCCUACGGCGAAAGAUUUAGAGACAUGCGAAAAGCCUUUCAUCAAGACUUCAAUCACGAAUCCGUGAAGCAAUUCCGCGAAAUGGAGACCAAGGCUUGCCAUGAACUGCUAAGGCGUCUUACUUCUCGCCCUGAACGGUUCAUGGAGGAUAUUCGGCACAUGGCAGGACGCAUCAUCCUUCGUGCUGCAUAUGGCAUUGACAUCGAGAGCGAGAAUGAUCGUUACCUCGAGAUUGCAGAGCAAUCCCUUCAGGCACUUUCAGCUACCGUAAAUGCUGGUUCAUACCUGGUUGAUUCAUUGCCCAUCUUGAAAUAUUUGCCGUCGUGGUUCCCAGGUGCCAAGUUCAAGCGGCAAGCCGAGGUUUGGAGAGCUCCUGUUCUCGACAUGCUCAAUGAGCCAUUUGAUUACGUCAAGAAACGUUUGGCGGAGGGUAAUGCCCAAGAGAGCGCGGCUACCUCGUUGAUGGAGGGAGUCGUAAAGCGCUCAAAAGACCCUAAGUACAUGGAAGAUGUAGUGAAGAACACACUAGGAUCCAUGUACGCUGGCGGUGCUGAUACGACGGUAUCUGCGUUGGGAUCAUUUAUAUCUGCGAUGGUCUUACAUCCUAAAGUACAAAAUAAAGCACAGCAAGAGAUCGACACGGUGGUGGGAUCUGAACGCCUGCCGGAUUAUUCGGAUCGAGAUUCCCUGCCCUAUGUCGACGCUAUUGUAAACGAGACGCUCCGCUGGCAUCCGGUGGUCCCCCUAGAUAUUCCUCACAUGCUGUCUGCCGAUGAUGUAUACAAUGGAUACUACCUUCCGAAGGGAUCGAUUAUUGUCGGAAACUCUUGGGCGGUUCUGCAUGAUGAUAUAGCAUACCCAGAUCCAUCUACUUUCAACCCUGACCGAUUCAUCAAGGAUGGAAGGCUCAAUCCGGACGUUCAAGAUCCGGCUGUAGCUGCGUUCGGGUUUGGGCGUAGGAUAUGUCCGGGAAAGAACUUGGCGAAAGACUCUCUAUGGAUUACCAUUGCUUCGAUCCUCGCUUCAUUUACCAUCGAGAAGGCAACAGACGACAAUGGUCGGCCUAUCACUCCGUCGGAGGAGUACGAGUCCGGCUUGGUCAGCUAUCCUAAGCCUUUCAAAUGUUCUAUCUACCCUAGAUCUGAAGAACGUGCAGCACUCAUUAGUGCUACCGUGUACGAAUGCUAGGUUUUUCGACGGAAAUGCUCCUCAUAGAGUUGGUGAACCUGCCACUGGGCUUCCCUAACUGCCCAUAUAUUAGAACAUCUUACACAGUGUCUAUGUACUGUAUAAGCUCGAUGUUGUUGGUUAAUCUUAUCUGUUAACUGA
This is a messenger RNA of Somion occarium, 2468 nucleotides long. The record is from the annotation of a GenBank genome assembly. Lineage: Eukaryota; Fungi; Basidiomycota; Agaricomycetes; Polyporales; Cerrenaceae.